Molecule: messenger RNA, 2270 nt
Organism: Nicotiana attenuata
Lineage: Eukaryota; Viridiplantae; Streptophyta; Magnoliopsida; Solanales; Solanaceae
Exons: 3
Coding region: 272-1939 (555 amino acids)
Biological process (GO): protein O-linked glycosylation via fucose
Molecular function (GO): peptide-O-fucosyltransferase activity
Source: RefSeq, a predicted model, not a curated record
UCAGUUUCUUCUACCGACAAACGACGAUUUACUAUGAUUAAUUUUCAGUAGUACUUCCUUCGGCCACACCCUUCCCUCCUAGAAAUGCUUUACAAAUCACAGUAGCAGUUGUUAACUUGACGGGACCACGCACCAAACAGAUCUUAUCAGUGUUCUUAGCUCACUGUUAACACUCCCCUCUGGCUCUGUUUACAGUGACAGCGUAGAGUAUAAGAAAUACUCCACUCUACUCAUCAAAAUUAUCAAAUGUGCAUUCGAAAUCCGUAGCAACAUGAUGAGAGACAGAGAAUCCUCUGACGAAGAAGAUGAUCGAGAGAACUUGAUCCAGCAAAAUGACCAUCCCAAAUCUCCACUUCGCUCCACAUUCCAAAUCGACGACGUCAAGGACCGAUUUGCUUUUAAUCGGCGUUUUAAUUUUACCUUUAGUAAGAGGUAUUUCUUAGCAAUUAUUCUCCCAGUCUUAGUACUCAUUCUUUAUUUCAUCACCGAUAUCAAAAACCUCUUCCAAACAACCGUUACAAACAUCAAGUAUGAUGGUUCCAUCAAUUCUAUGCGUGAGUCCGAAUUGCGGGCUCUUUAUUUGCUUAGACAGCAGCAAUUAGGGCUUUUUAAGCUGUGGAACCACACAUUAGCUAAUGAUACUUCUAGUACAGGAUUAAGUAGCUUUGUUUCAAAGUCUUCUACUGUAGAAGAUCUCAAAUCUGACUUGCUUAGUCAGAUUUCACUAAAUAAACAAAUUCAGCAAGCUCUUUUGUCUUCUCAUCAAUUAGGUAACUUGUUAAUUACAUCAGAUAAUUCUACGGACCCUAGUUUCGGUGGUUUAGGUAGGUGUCGGAAGGUGGAUCACAACUUGUCACAGAGGAAAACUGUUGAGUGGAAACCGAGAUCCGAUAAAUACUUGUUUGCUAUUUGUGUCUCUGGUCAAAUGUCAAACCAUUUGAUUUGUUUGGAAAAGCAUAUGUUCUUCGCGGCUCUGCUCAACCGCAUUUUGGUUAUUCCAAGCUCAAAAGUUGACUAUGAGUUUAAUCGAGUGUUGGAUGUUGAUCAUAUAAAUAAAUGCUUGGGGAGAGAAGUAGUUGUAACCUACGAGGAAUUUGCAGAAAGACGAAAGAGCCACGUGCAUAUAGAUAAGAUCAUUUGUUAUUUCUCUCAGCCACAGCCUUGUUUUUUGGACGAUGAACGUGUUAAGAAGUUAAAGUCGUUAGGAGUUUCUAUGAAUAAGCUUGAAGUUGCUUGGGAUGAGGAUGUUAAGAAGCCAAAGAAAAGGACUGUCCAAGAUAUAACGGCAAAAUUUUCUACUGAUGAUGAUGUUAUUGCAAUUGGUGAUGUGUUCUUUGCUGAUCUGGAGAAGGACUGGGUGAUGCAGCCUGGUGGCCCCAUUUCCCACAAAUGCAAGACACUUAUUGAGCCAAGUCGUCUUAUUAUGCUUACAGCCCAGCGUUUCGUCCAAACAUUCUUGGGAGAUAACUUUAUCGCUCUACAUUUCCGCAGACAUGGUUUUCUGAAAUUCUGCAAUGCCAAAAAGCCAAGUUGCUUCUAUCCUGUUCCUCAAGCUGCAGAUUGUAUCAACCGUGUGAUUGAGAGGGCCAAUUCUCCAGUAAUAUAUCUUUCCACAGAUGCUGCAGAAAGUGAAACUGGUUUACUUCAGUCACUUGUUGUAUUCAAUGGGAAGAUUGUACCCCUUGUUAAAAGGCCUGCUCGAAACUCAGCUGAAAAAUGGGAUGCUUUGUUGUACAGACAUGGCCUUGAGGGAGAUUCUCAGGUGGAUGCUAUGCUGGACAAGACAAUUUGUGCUAUGUCUAGUGUGUUUAUUGGAUCAUCAGGGUCUACUUUUACGGAUGAUAUUUUGCGGCUUCGGAAGGACUGGGGAUCUGCAUCACUUUGUGACGAGUAUCUAUGCCAGGGUGAACUGCCAAAUUUCAUCGCAGAUGAUGAGUGAAACAGAUAAUGGUUGAUCAUAUUUCUUCUAGUACUCCGCAUGAGAGGCUUUUCUAAGCGAGUCACUAUGCUUGAAUCAAUUGCUCUAACAAAGAUUACUAUGGAGUAAGAAUGAUAUAUGUUGUUCUAAUGUUUGUUCCAUACUUCUUUUCUCGAUUCUUUGGCACAGAUGGCCUGUUGGGCCGAUUCUUUGGUCUGUAUUCUAUUGUAUUAUAUUUGCUUAGCAGAGAGAGAAUGUUUUGUUCUGAGUAUCUGUUUUGUCUCUUGCCACUAGUUUUUAGCUUGUAGGCUUGCAAAUACACAUCUCAAUAGUUGAGUAUUUUAUGACUUCA